Alternaria arborescens is the source of this 768-nucleotide messenger RNA. RefSeq lists its product as hypothetical. The record is from RefSeq and is a predicted model, not a curated record. Bases 1 to 768 code for a protein of 255 amino acids. Lineage: Eukaryota; Fungi; Ascomycota; Dothideomycetes; Pleosporales; Pleosporaceae. The transcript has a single exon.
AUGAGCAAUAUGGCGCCCAAAUCAUGUGCCAACUGCAAGAAGACAGCCGCUGAUUGUGGCCUGGCAAGUCUCCAGCAAUGUUCCAAAUACAAGACAACAGAUUAUUGUGGCCGCGAUUGCCAGAAGGCCGAUUGGAAGACACACAAGAAGAUUUGCGCACAACAAGCCAAUGCUAACGCCGGAUUCCCGCCAAACACAACCCACAGCACCAACUACUCAGCACCUCGCAUGAAGUCCCUUGAGCAGCACGUGCCAGAUCCGUUCGCGCGACUAGAUGAUGGCAAGUAUCUGCACGACUGUCCAGAGAAAGAUGUCUAUCGGCUACUGAUCGAUACAUUCCGCAUGUGCUCCGAGGAUGAUAUGAAGCUUGAGAACAAGCCUACGCCCAACAGCAUCUACACCGGGAACCCUUCAAGCAUCGAACCAUUCAAGAAGUUUCUUGGUCAGGCGGCCACCAGGAGGGAUCUACUGCCUCCAUGGUGGGAUGUUGAACACCGUGCCGAAUGCGAAAAGUUCGCUGAGAGCGGCGAAUGGAACGACGUACGGAAUAAGGUUUCAAAAGCCCAGAUGGUUCAGCACUAUGGUGAUGACAGGGCACCGAUGCAAUUGAGGGUGUUGGCUGAGGCAGUGUACGGUGUGCAAUCGAUGGGUCAGAACGGUGCAGGGAUGCGCAAGAUGAUACGUUCCAUGGAGUCGGGUGGUCCUGGAAACGGUAACGUUAUGAGCAUGAUGGACAUUAGCAGGAUGAUGGGUGGCAUUGGCCGCUGA